AUGUGUAAGCAUAAUCUGGCGAGAAAUAUUUGCAGUCAUGAAUGCGAAAGGGAAAGAGACUCAUAUUCUUUUCUCACUUCUCUGUCAGACAUUCAGGAUUUGAAUAUUAGUCAGGAACAAGAUAAUAGAGAGAGUAUAUAUUAUGAAGAUAGUUCAGCGUUGGAAGGGUCUGAAAUAAGUAUACAUUUGCUCCCCUUGGACCUAAAUAGUACAGAUGAGAAUGAAAACGAAAAUGAAUACUUCAAGAGGAACAUCCUGUUGCUAAGUGCAAAACGGAAGGAGGAAGCAAGACAAAAGAAGAAAAUUUCAAAAAGGGUAUCUCUUCUAUCCGAAAACACAAAGAAAAAGCCUGUAGAAUCAAGUUCUGAUUCGAGUAGAGAUUAUGAUAAUCAACUCAACUGGAAAUAUGAAGUGGCAGAAUACGAGGAGCAUGAUGUAAAACUUUGUGGAUGUCAUAAAUCGAGGAAAGCAAAGUGUUUUAAAGAACUGGAAAUUGAAUGUUUAGAAAAGGGAGAUAUAAAGAGAAGCCUUUUCUAUAGAGGUAUAAAUGAAUGGUGCAAGGAAUACGAAAUCAAUAAAACGAGAGAAGUCUGUGUCCCUUUGAUACAAGAAUUUUACCUACAUGAGAAUGGCAGCGACGAUUUAUUUUGA
This is a messenger RNA of Saccharomyces mikatae IFO 1815, 651 nucleotides long. RefSeq lists its product as uncharacterized. Bases 1 to 651 code for a protein of 216 amino acids. NCBI's taxonomy places the organism in Eukaryota, Fungi, Ascomycota, Saccharomycetes, Saccharomycetales, Saccharomycetaceae. The record is from RefSeq and is a predicted model, not a curated record. The transcript has a single exon.